AUGGCGGUGAUAUCUAGAUUUCCAACAUGCGAAUUCAAUUAUGAACGCUUUUUGGCCACCUCUGUCAUUGUGGUGAUCCUCACGUUUGAUGUCUCAGGCAGAAUUGUUGCUCCUUUGUCCAGGGAGGCUAAAAAGCAACGGCCCCUGUCCCAAUCCCCGGGAGUUGGCCUGCUACCUGGGUCAGCCGCCAGGACGGCAAAACAGGUUCAGGGAGAUGGUGCACUUGGCUGCCUGAGUCCCAGAGCUGAGGCUCCAGCCAGAGUUCCUCCACCCAAUGCCGAGUUGUUGGCGUUGAAAGACUCACAUGCCUGGAUGGAGGCUCCUGGGGCCCUGGGCCCCAGAGCACGUUGUUGGGAAACAGAACCCAAGCUCGGACGGCCAUGGAGGGCAAAGAACCUGCUCAAGGGCCCCAGCGGCCUGGCCGACGAGAUCAAUUUUGAGGACUUCCUAACCAUCAUGGCCUACGUCCAGCCCAUCCACGUCACCAUGGAUGAGGAGCAGGUGCAGCUGUGCCAGAAAGAGAAGCUGCGAUUGUUCCACAUGUAUGACUCGGACAGCGACGGCCACAUCACCCUGGAGGAAUAUCGAAAUGUGGUGGAGGAGCUGCUCUCGGGGAACCCGCACAUAGAGAAGGACUCGGCCCGCUCCAUCGCCGACGGGGCCAUGAUGGAGGCGGCCAGCGUCUGCAUGGGGCAGAUGGAGCCUGACCAGGUGUACGAGGGCCUCACCUUCGAAGGCUUCCUGAAGAUCUGGCAGGGGAUCGACAUCGAGACCAAGAUGCACGUCUGCUUCCUUAACAUGGAGACCAUGGCCCUCUGCCACUGAGCGCUCCCUGCG
This is a messenger RNA of Myotis davidii, 837 nucleotides long. RefSeq names its product calcineurin B homologous protein 3-like. Gene Ontology annotation, molecular function: calcium ion binding. Lineage: Eukaryota; Metazoa; Chordata; Mammalia; Chiroptera; Vespertilionidae. The record is from RefSeq and is a predicted model, not a curated record.